CGAAGCGCGACUGUUGCGUCUCGGUCUCGUUGACGUGUCGCGGCAUUCGGGUUUUGUCGCGCGCAUUAUUACGCGUUAUUGCGCAUCGACAACGCACGACGUGAGCGGCAGAAUGUAGACCCGCCAUGCCGAGCGCGAGGUAAUGCCGCGGCGGUCCCGGGGGCAGCGACGGUGAUCGUGAUCGUGAUCGACGUAGGACGCGACCGCGCGAGAGAGGUUAGGAACGAUUGAUAUUGCUCGUCAUCGACGUGUUAAGCGCGAGCACAAAUGGCGGCUGCUGACGAGGAGGAUGUCACCGCGCUCAACGAACGCGUGGAAAAGCUGAGCGUGUCCGCUCAGCCGGACGACGAGCCGGCCAGCAAGAGCGAGAACGACACCGAGGAUGCCAGCGCGAGGAGCCUCGACUGCCCGGAGCCUCGACUCUGGGGCUUCGAGACGCGGGAGCUCUACAAGCUCGCGCUCAACUUCUACAAAGAGAAAGAAGGCAAGGCUGUCCAUCUCUCUUACGAGGAUAAAUUGAAACUGGUGGCGUUCACGCAGCAAGUCACGCAUGGAAAGUGCACAGCCGAGAAUGCACUACCGCUGGGCGUUCUGGACGUGAUCGGAAGAGACAGGCGUCUGGCAUGGCAGAAUCUAGGCGAUAUAUCCAAGGAGCAAGCGAUGGAAGGUUUCAUAGUAUUACUCGACAAGUUGUGUCCCCUGUUCAGAACCGUGGUCGAAGCGCAAAAGCGAGACUUCGAGGAGAAGCAGCGACUCAAGCAGGAGGAGGAGACCAAGAAGCUCGAGGAGGACAGGAAGCUUAAGGAACUGGAGGAGGAGAGGAAGAAGCAGGAGGAAAAAAGACUGAGAGAGGAGACCCACAGGAGACAGAUCCAGGACGCUCUGAAUCAGCAGACCUACUAUCAGUUCAAAAUGUACGCCGAGCAACAGUACCCGGGCAACCCGGAACAGCAGGGCGUUCUGAUCCGGCAGUUGCAGGAGCAGCACUAUCACCAGUACAUGCAGCAACUGCACCAGGACCAGAAACUCAUCGAGGACAUGGAGAAGGAAGAGAACGAGAAGAACGUCGAGUCCGAGGAUACCACGACGUGCAAAAGUGACGAGAAGGAGGACGCGAACGAGAGCAUGCCCCUGAACGAUGACGACUCCGACGAUAUGGACGAUUGGCCGCCCAUCACGCCCGCGGACAUGUGGACGAGGAAGGGCGUGGAAGAGUUCAAGCAGAUCAUCAGGCGGGAGGCGGGCGAUGCCGUCAUCAAGGUCGGUCAUGGCGAGACCGUCACCGUACGAGUGCCAACGCACGAGGACGGCACGUGCCUGUUCUGGGAAUUCGCUACGGAUGGCUACGACAUCGGUUUCGGGGUCUAUUUCGAGUGGUCGAAACCGGAGACGAAUCAGGUGUCGGUGCACAUAAGCGAGUCCGAGGACGAGGAGGAGGAUUACGAGGAGGAGUACGAGCCGCAGGCAGACGUGGAGAGCGGGUCGGUGAACGGCAACCCUCCACCGCACGAGCCGCAGCGCAGAACGGUUACACCACCUAUAAGCGUCAUAGUACCUGUAUAUAGGAGAGACUCGCAGGAGGAGAUUUACGCCGGAAGUCAUCAAUAUCCAGGCGAGGGGGUGUACCUUCUCAAGUUCGACAACUCGUACUCGCUCUGGCGAAGUAAGACGCUUUACUACCGAGUGUACUACACGCGGCAGGGAUUCACGCAAAACAACAAUUAGUUUCUACGUUAUAUAUAUAUAUAUGUAUAUGUAUGAAGAUGGGAUGUUGUAUCGAUGUGUACAUCGUCCGUUGAGCACCAGCCUUGGCACAUAAUUGUCUACUUAUAAUACUAGUCCGACCGAAUAAAGAGUCUCAUUGUUCUGAUUCGGUUUCGUGCAAGGCAAUAGAAUUCUGUUUUACACCCGACAUACAAUACGUGUACACAUACACCUACAUACAUUUUCACACACACACACACACACGGGAGAAAAGAUUAUUUGUCGUCUAAUUGAGUAAAAGACACGUUCUAUCGUUUAAAAUGGCGAAACCGUGCACAGGGAUGAAACAGGUUCCUAAUCUACGAUGAGGGAUGAACUAUCACGUGGCAUACGAUAAUGAUAAAUUAACGUUCAGCUCUUUUACUUGCAUAUUAUUGCGUACAUUGCGACGAUUAGGACGUGCAAGCGGUGCGAGUCUCCUCUUCGUGAUCUUGAGAAAAUUUUAAAGCAUAUUGAUAUUGGUGCAUAAUCUUUAUAUAUAUAUACACACACAUACACGUGAAAGCGCGUUCCAUGUCGAACGUACGGUCAAGUGUAACACACAUACUGUAAUACCUGCAUUAUCUUACAUGAAUAUUUGCUUGGACUGUUUCUCUCUUGUGACUCGUCGACUUGUCACACAGAUUUUAUUAUCACAUUAUCGUCGGCCAUGCCGUAUAUAGUUUUUAUUAAAAUUAUCUCUCUCGCUUUGUUUUAAGGAGAAAUAUAUUAUAUAUAUAUAUAAUCAGCAGAUUCAAUCGGCACGCUCCUCGUUGAAUUCGCGACGGAACUCGUACACCUCUCUUCGUCUUUUCUUUCUUUUUCCUUUUUUUUUGUUUUUGAUAACGUUUAUUAUUCUACGUAGCCAUAUUUUUUGUACAGCAAAAAUCGUGCGGUUUAUAUUUAUAAUAUCAAUAUAAUGGUAAUAAUAAUAAUGAUAAUGGUAA
Molecule: messenger RNA, 2690 nt
Organism: Ooceraea biroi (clonal raider ant)
Lineage: Eukaryota; Metazoa; Arthropoda; Insecta; Hymenoptera; Formicidae
Product: Golgi resident protein GCP60
Cellular component (GO): Golgi membrane
Molecular function (GO): fatty-acyl-CoA binding
Source: RefSeq, a predicted model, not a curated record